AGGGCGCCGCUUCUGCGGCCGGGAAGAGCGAGCCCAGGCGCCGGCGGUGCGGGGAGGCGUCCCAGAGGAAAACAAAAAGCUCUUUCUCCUGACUUACCAAAAACUAAAAUACUGACUACUAUCACUGUGAUGAGAUUCCUAGUCUCAGGAACUGAAGUCUUUAAACAACCAGGGGACCCUCUGCCCCUAGAAUAAGAACACAUUAGAAGUCUAUUCUGCUAGCUCAAGGAGUUGGUUUAUCAUCAUGAUGAGUAUUUGAUAUUAUUGGACACUGUGGGAUGUCAGUGAUGAAUGUGUAAUUGAGGAUGGCAGAGACAGAACAGAGCACCUCCCAUGGCACCUGUGAAAGCCUGCAGGAUCAUGGGAGACCACCUGGACCUUCUCCUAAGAGUGGUGCUUGUGGCCAGUCCUGUGUUUGGAAUUCCUUCCUGCUCCUUUGAUGGUCAGAUAGCCUUAUAUCGUUUCUGCAAUCUCACCCAGGUCCCCCGGGUCCUCAACACCACCGAGAGGCUCCUGCUGAGCUUCAACUAUAUCAGGACAGUCACUGCUUCAUCCUUCCCCUUCCUGGAGCAGCUGCAGCUGCUGGAGCUCGGGAGCCAGUAUACCCCCUUGACCAUCGACAAGGAGGCCUUCAGAAACCUGCCCAACCUUAGAAUCCUGGACCUAGGAGACAGUCAGAUAAGCUUCUUGCACCCAGAUGCUUUUCAGGGACUGUUCCAUCUGUUCGAACUUAGACUGUUUUUCUGUGGUCUCUCCAAUGCUGUAUUAAAAGAUGGUUAUUUCAGAAAUUUAAAGUCUUUAACUCGCUUGGAUCUUUCAAAAAAUCAGAUUCGUAGCGUUUACCUUCAUCCUUCAUUUGGGGAGUUGAAGUCCUUAAAGUCCAUAGAUUUUUCCUCUAACCAAAUAUUCCUUGUAUGUGAACAUGAGCUCAAACCCCUCCAAGGGAAAACGCUCUCCUUCCUUAGCCUCGCGGCUAAUAAUUUGUACAGCAGAGUCUCAGUGGACUGGGGAAAAUGUAUGAACCCCUUCAGAAACAUGGUGCUGGAGACUCUAGAUGUUUCUGGAAAUGGCUGGACAGUGGACAUCACAGGAAACUUCAGCAAUGCCAUCACCGGAAGUCAGGCCUUCUCUUUGACUCUUGCCUACCACACCAUGGGUGCCUCAUUUGGCUUCCAUAACAUCAAAGAUCCUAACCAGAGCACAUUUGCUGGCCUGGCCAGAUGUUCCGUGAGACACCUGGAUCUUUCACAUGGGUUUAUCUUCUCCCUGAACUCUCGAGUCUUUGAGAGACUCAGGGAUUUGAAGGUUCUGAACCUUGCCUACAACAAGAUAAAUAAGAUUGCAGAUGAAGCAUUUUACGGACUUGACAAGCUCCAAGUUCUCAAUUUGUCAUAUAACCUUAUAGGGGAACUUUACGAUUGGAAUUUCUAUGGAUUACCUAAGAUAACCAACAUUGAUUUGCAAAAGAAUCACAUUGGAAUAAUUCAGGACCAAACAUUCAAAUUCCUGGAAACAUUACAGACCUUGGAUCUCCGAGACAAUGCUCUUACAACCAUUUAUUUUAUUCCAAGCAUACCUAACAUCUUCUUGGGUGGCAAUAAACUAGCAACUUUGCCAAAGAUCAACCUUACAGCCAACUUCAUCCACUUAUCAGAAAACAGGCUAGAAAAUCUAGAUAUUCUCUACUUUCUCCUACAGGUACCUUAUCUCCAGAUUCUCAUUUUAAAUCAAAACCGCUUAUCCUCCUGUAAUGGAGGUCAGACCUCUUCAGAGAAUCCCAGCUUAGAACAGCUUUUCCUUGGAGAAAAUAUGUUGCAACUUGCCUGGGAAACUGGGCUCUGUUGGGAUGUUUUUGAGGGACUUUCUCAUCUUCAAGUUCUGUAUUUGAAUAAUAACUAUCUUAGUUUCCUUCCACCAGCAAUAUUUAGCCAUCUGACUGCAUUAAGGGGACUAAGCCUCAACUCCAACAGGCUGACAGUUCUUUCUCACAAUGAUUUACCUGCUAAUUUAGAGAUCCUGGACAUAUCCAGAAACCAGCUCCUAGCUCCCGAUCCUAAUUUAUUUGUAUCACUUAAUAUCUUGGAUAUAACUCAUAACAAGUUCAUUUGUGAAUGUGAACUUAGCACUUUUGUCAAUUGGCUUAAUCAUACCAAUGUCACUAUAGUUGGACCUCCUGCGGACAUAUAUUGCCUGUACCCUGAUUCGUUCUCUGGGGUUUCCCUCUUCUCUCUUUCCACAGAAGAUUGUGAUGAAGAGGAAAUCUUAAAGUCCCUAAAGUUCUCCCUUUUCAUCGGAUGCACUGUCACUCUGACUCUGUUCCUCAUGGCCAGCCUCAUCGUCGCCAGGUUCCGGGGCUUUUGUUUUAUCUGUUAUAAGAUGGCCCAGAAACUGGUAUUCAAGGACCAUCCCCAGGGACCUGAUAGGUACAAAUAUGAUGCCUAUUUCUGCUUCAGCAGCAAAGACUUCGAGUGGGUGCAGAAUGCUUUGCUCAAACACCUGGACACUCAAUACAGUGACCAAAACAGAUUUCACCUGUGCUUUGAAGAAAGAGACUUUGUCCCAGGAGAAAAUCACAUUGCCAACAUCCAGAACGCCAUCUGGAACAGUAGAAAGAUUGUCUGUCUUGUGAGCAGACACUUCCUUAGAGAUGGCUGGUGCCUUGAAGCCUUCAGUUACGCCCAGGGCAGGUGCUUAUCUGACCUGAACGGCGCUCUCAUCAUGGUAGUGGUUGGAUCCUUGUCCCAGUACCAGUUGAUGAAACAUCAAUCCAUCAGAGGCUUUGUACAGAAACAGCAGUACUUGAGGUGGCCUGAGGAUCUCCAGGAUAUUGGCUGGUUUCUUCAUAAACUCUCUCAACAGAUACUAAAGAAAGAAAAAGAAAAUAAGAAAGACAAUAAUAUUUCAUUGCAAACUGUAGCAACCGUAUCCUAAUCAAAGGAGCAAUUUCCAACUUACCUCAAGCCACAAAUAACUCUUCACUUUGUAUUUGCACCAAGUUACCAUUUUGGGGUCCUCUCCAGAGGGUUUUUUUUUUUUUUUUGCUACUAUGGAAACAACAUAAAUCUCUCGAUUUUCAUAUCAA
Messenger RNA from Saimiri boliviensis boliviensis (Bolivian squirrel monkey), 3082 nucleotides. It is a transcript of the gene TLR5, whose product is annotated as toll like receptor 5. Lineage: Eukaryota; Metazoa; Chordata; Mammalia; Primates; Cebidae. Gene Ontology annotation, cellular component: plasma membrane. Gene Ontology annotation, molecular function: transmembrane signaling receptor activity; protein binding. Gene Ontology annotation, biological process: toll-like receptor signaling pathway; inflammatory response; immune response. The record is from RefSeq and is a predicted model, not a curated record.